CCAGACGUCAUUCGUGCAUGCAGCCUUCAUAACCCACAUCAGUAAUCGCCCGACUCGGCCAACGACAUUUCUUCUAUUACGCUCCCAUAACCGUCAUUUCACAUCGGAAAACAAAUAAACAGCUCGAUAAUCUCACACUCCCCAUCAUCCGCAAUCUGCCUGUCGCAUUAUUCGCCACAACCGUGCCGCUCGCGUUGCGCCCACUAGCCGCCGGGGAAUUCGAGAGCUCGACAACUCAUACGCAGGACAAAACCUCAUCGUAUCGAUAUUCAACCACAGGGUAGCUCGCAAUUCUCUGCAUUGUCGCUCCCUUUGAGGGGCGGCGUGGUCCAAGAUGGCGAUAGAUGAGAACGACAUGUAUCCGACCGAUGCCCUCGUUUCGAAGCAUGCGCGGAAACACUAUCGUAUCCCCGUGCGCUCGCAACAUUGGCAGUUACGGUCUCUCGUUAGCGCCGAGAAGCAGGACAUCGUCUAUUUUCCAGGUGGCAAUGGCAGUAACCAUGUCCAACGACUGAACACGACAACCCGAGAAUGCGAAACUAUCAAACUUCUCACAUUUGCGCCUCGGUGCCUCGUCGCCGAGAAAGGAUGGCUAUGUUGUGGGAGUGAGAGUGGCGAUUUCGUGGCAAUUCGACUCGAUGAAGGAAACGAUGAUGGCCAUGGAAUUCUAUCAGAACUCGAUCCAGACACUCGACUUAGCCUAGGACUCGACUCGUCCCGUGAUGACCCUAUACUCUCUCUUCUGAGCCGCGCGAGACGGAAUAACAAAACCCUGAUCGCGAAAAGUAUGAAGUUAGCCAAAGACCGGGUAAACUGCAUUACACUUUGGUUCCCGCCAACAAGCAUGCCAGCACACGAUAGGGCGUAUAAAGAACCAGUGGCGGUAUUGGCUAACAACGACCGCACUGUUACACUAGUGAGCCUUAACGAUUUUGACCAGAAAGAGAAGACAGAGGCAUUGGAUAUCAUCACUUACCCAGACUUCGUGAACCGCGCACUCAUCUCUCCAGACGGCCGACUUCUGAUCGCCAUUCUCGACGACCCAUAUCUGUAUAUCCAUGAGAGAGUCAGCAGCGUUGCAGAAUCUCCAGCGACGAGGUCAAGUGAAAGUCCUAUAUACCAAUGGGAACAGACACAGAGAAUACUUCUCAAGAGCCAAAAGAAAGACGACAGAACAGACAGCCGAGGAAGUUUUGCCGCCUGUUUCUCUGAAUCCGGAGCAUAUCUCGCUGUUGGGACCCAACAUGGCACCAUCUCUAUCUUCAACGCCGCACUUCUCGCAAAUCCUAAUGCCGACCCCCUUAUUACAACUUUCCCGUCUUCACGGCCACACAGUGGCCCUGGUGCUAUUCGAGAUAUGGCCUUCUGCCCCGGACCAUUCGGGAUGCUUGCGUGGACAGAGGACAGAGGCAAUGUUGGUAUUGCUGAUAUGAGGAGCAAUUUUUAUGUUCGUCAAAUUGUAAACAUCGAAGAACCAGUUUUCGAGCACAUCAACAUCCCGGACCGAAACACCAUCGAUCCGCGACUUUUGGAUAGCCGCCGCGAGAGAAGAGAUGCUGCCCUCGGAUCAGGCGCUACAGAGACUGGCAGACGCCGAGACGUGAUCGAUACCCUUAAUACUCCUCUGACUGCCAACGAGACACUUGUACUUGAGGCUAUGCAGCUUGGUAGGCGUAGUCGUGAAAGAGCUGCUCAAAGAGUGGCGGCGGCGGCGGCGGCGGACGAGAGGCCUACAGGUGGUCCGACUAACUUCUGGGCGGCCAGGUCAACCCGUCGAACUAUUGGCAACGAUGACAAUGAGCGGCCUAUGGCUCGGAGGAGUAGUAGUAUCGGUCGUGCCAUGGGAGAGCUGCUGGGCAGCAAUUACGGCAGACGUCCAGUGACAAGAACUCCACGUGAAGCCUCCGACACCCCGGAAAUUGGAAGAAGGCCGGAUCGGUUGAUGGAGAGUCUCGGUGAAACAGUGGCCAUGCUUAGGGAACAACGGCAGCGCCAAGAUUCGUCCUAUCUCACCGUGCUUGAGAUUCUUCAGGCACGAGAGCGAGAUAACGACCGCGACCCCGACGAUACAACGAUCAUAGUGCCGCUUAUCAAUCAGGUGGUGAAUCGAUGGGAGGAUGACCAUGGCGUCUUCGAAGUCCCGCCUUCGCCAGACAAUACUGCUGGGUUGGCGUGGAGCGAAGAUGGUCGUACACUCUUUGUUGGUGCACAGAAUGGUAUAUACGAGCUCCACGUGGACACCCAGAGCAGGAAGUUCUUCCCGAGCGUUUCGAUGAGGUAAAAGGCCAGAAAUCAAUGAGUGGAUGCGAACCUUUGUGCUGGCACAGGUGGUUUCUAAUAGCAGCUUCGGGGUGAUAUCUUGAUUUACCAAAAGUGAUGACCAGUAACGACGGUUCCUUAUUAGCAUGGGCACAGGAUACCUUGAGUACAUUCCUACCUCUUCUUGACAUGGCGUUUGCGAUGUUUAAUCUCAGUCACAUUACAUUACCUUUCGCUUCUUACAUGCUCAUAUAUAG
This is a messenger RNA of Fusarium oxysporum Fo47, 2516 nucleotides long. RefSeq lists its product as uncharacterized. Gene Ontology annotation, molecular function: protein binding. The transcript has 4 exons. Bases 335 to 2281 code for a protein of 648 amino acids. NCBI's taxonomy places the organism in Eukaryota, Fungi, Ascomycota, Sordariomycetes, Hypocreales, Nectriaceae. The record is from RefSeq and is a predicted model, not a curated record.